AUGCAGAACUUCAAAUGGGCGCUGCUUGGCCUGGCCAUCGUGCCACAAACCCUGGCAGCCGACACCUUAUCCACGAACGGAUUUCACCUGUGCAUGACCGAUUCAGCAAUCAACUUUCAAACGAUGGAUAUUACCUACACUCGGUCUACUGGCGUAGUGGUCUUCGAUGUGGCGGGUACCAAUGCCAUGGAACAGAUGGUGUUGGCCUCUAUCAGCAUCACUGCCUAUGGCCACGAAAUCUACAGCAAAGAAUUUGAUCCCUGUGGUACUGACAUCCAUGUGAAUCAACUGUGCCCCGUCCCCAAGGGCACUUUCAAGGUCAGCGGAUCCGUGGAGGUUCCAUCGAAAUAUGCCAGCCAGAUCCCUGGCAUCGCAUUCAACGUUCCCGACUUGGAUGGUCAGGCAAAGCUUGUCCUGAAAUCCAGGAAAGACCAAGGUAAUGUGACGUGCCUCGAGUCUCAACUGACCAACGGCCACUCCACCAGUGUCGGCGCGGUCAAAUAUGCAACGGCCGGCAUUGCGGCCGGCGCUCUAGCACUGAGCGGUGUCUCGGCCAUGAGCUCGGUGGGAGUUGUUGGUUCACCGACGUCCGGCCCUGGAUUUGGCGAUGUAAUGGGCUGGUUCCAUUCCAUGGCCACCAAUGGCAUGCUCAGUGUCGCCUACCCCCAAGUCUAUCGCAGCUUCUCAUCGAAUUUCAUGUGGAGUACGUGUAUGAUCUCCUGGCCUGGCUUGCUGAAGUCCAUCGACAAAUUCCGAGGGGCCACAGGUGGCAACUUGACCGUGGAAAGCUAUGAGCUCCUGAAGAAAGCCACAAUGAUGCGAAAGAGCUUCUCAUCCACCAAUACAACCAAACGGAGCUGGGAAUACACCCUUCAAUUCGGCGACCUGGUCGCUCGCUCGGCUGAGACUGACGAUGCUAGCUCUUCGAGCAGCGAGAGCAGUGCAUCUAGCAAGGUGAACGACUUGAAGCAAGUCGCUCAAGAACUGAUGAUUCCUUCUGCCGAUGUUUUCAUGAAUGUCCUCUUGAUCUUCGCGAUCGUGAUUGCGGCGGUUGUGGUCGGUAUUCUUCUAAUGAAGGUCGUUCUGGAACUAUGGGCGCUGUAUGGCAAAAAAUUUCCUGAACAGCUGGCCGAAUUCCGGAAGGAUUACUGGGGCCUGAUGGCGCGGACAAUCACCAACAUGAUCCUCGUGCUGUACAGUAUUUGGGUGCUAUACUGUGUCUACCAACUACGAAAGGGUGACUCGUGGGGUGCAAAGUUGCUGGCCGCUUUGACCCUCACACUCUUCACGGGGCUUCUUGUUUUCUUUGCUAUUCGCAUUGCCUACAAGGCCCGCAAAUACAAGAAGAUUGAGGGAGAUACCAGCCACCUGUACGAGGAUAGGGAAACCUGGAAAAAGUACAGCAUGUUCUACGAUGGCUACAAGAAAGACUUCUGGUGGAUCUUCAUGCCCGUCAUUGCGUACUCAUUAGUCAAGAGCUGCAUCAUUGCCGGGGGCGAGGGACACGGUAUGUUCCAAAGCGCCGGCCAGCUGGUCUGCGAAGUCCUUCUAUUGGCACUCUUGGUGUGGAGUCGCCCAUAUGCCACCAAGGCCUCAUUGGUAAUCAACAUCGCCGUCCAGGUUGUCCGGGUUCUGUCCAUUGCUUGCGUCCUGAUCUUUGUCGAAGAACUCGGAAUUUCCCAGACAACAAAAACCGUUACCGGCAUUGUCCUCAUUGUCGUGCAGUCCACGCUCACUGCAGUCCUCGCUAUUCUCAUUGCUGUCAACACCAUCAUCAAUUUCUCCCGCGAGAACCCGCAUGCGAAACAGAGAAGAGAAGCUGAAAAAGCCACCCGCGACUUCGACGAUCUGACUCCCUUGGACGCCCGAGACUCUCUCCUGAUGGACCACCCACAGCGCAAGGAGUUCGCCGAGAUGAACAACUUCAACUUCACCGGCCCUCACGAGUCUUACCAAGAUGAGCCUAGACGAGCCAGGUCACCUAGCAACACCGAAAGCGCUGGCUUAGUCCACAACGACUACGGCGUAGCGCACGGGCGCAGCACAAGUGCUGACAGCCAUGGCUUGCGUGGCUCCAUCGAAGGUCGUCAUCCCACGGCCCCGGGCUACGGAAUGGCAUACUAA
Penicillium digitatum Pd1 is the source of this 2124-nucleotide messenger RNA. Its product is annotated as transient receptor potential ion channel family protein. Gene Ontology annotation, biological process: fungal-type cell wall biogenesis; transmembrane transport. Gene Ontology annotation, cellular component: membrane. NCBI's taxonomy places the organism in Eukaryota, Fungi, Ascomycota, Eurotiomycetes, Eurotiales, Aspergillaceae. The record is from RefSeq and is a predicted model, not a curated record.